AUGCCGCAGUGUUCUGCGGAAUUUUCUCUAGAGCUGUACCACAACCCAACAAACAACAACUAUUAUUUGCAGAAGGGGGAAGGAAGGCUGUUCAGGUGGCACCAGUUUUGCCUCUUUGACUCGUAUUCUUCCUCGCUGUCAUUCAUUCACUGUAUAGGUAACAUUUCCUUCCCUUACCCUUCAUGUUUUCUUGUCCGGGAAUCAUGCCUCGGGUCUGAUUUCUUCUAG
Molecule: messenger RNA, 228 nt
Organism: Linum trigynum
Lineage: Eukaryota; Viridiplantae; Streptophyta; Magnoliopsida; Malpighiales; Linaceae
Source: the annotation of a GenBank genome assembly